Prosopis cineraria is the source of this 2143-nucleotide messenger RNA. RefSeq names its product receptor-like cytosolic serine/threonine-protein kinase RBK2. The coding region runs from base 573 to 1811 and encodes 412 amino acids. Gene Ontology annotation, biological process: protein phosphorylation. The record is from RefSeq and is a predicted model, not a curated record. NCBI's taxonomy places the organism in Eukaryota, Viridiplantae, Streptophyta, Magnoliopsida, Fabales, Fabaceae. The transcript is spliced from 7 exons. Gene Ontology annotation, molecular function: ATP binding; protein kinase activity.
UUCUCACGUCCAUCCAUGUUAAUCUUCAAUCAUAUCUCCACCCCCUACACAACAAAACUCUUUUUUCCUUUUUAUUUCUUAUUUUAAUAUUGUGACUCUAAUUUAUUCAAAAGCCCUGUGUUCCUUGUUUGUUGAAGCGGAAAGGCUAAGUAAGCAGCCUCAGCCUGUGAUGUCCGUAUCUCCCCUCUCAAGUGUCUCUGAGCCAUUUCUAUACGCAAAACUAUCUAUUUUCCUCUGUCCUCUGUUCUUGUCUCCCUGAAUCUCCUUCAGCGUUUCCGUUCUAGCCAGUUUUACUCUGUAUUGUGAUACUUUGUCUAGAAUCCUCUGUGCCGUGUCCUCUGUUUUCUUGUUCAGUAAACUUUCAGAACGUUUCUUAGUUUUAGCUAUUUCCUGUGGUUAUCUAUAUUGUCAAACAAAGUCUUAUGUUGUGUCUUCUGGGUUGCUUUUAAUACCUCGUCAUGUUGCAUAAAUAAUUCUCAUAAAUUUGGAAGAAGAACCCGAACAAAUUUUUCCAUUUCUCUUUGUGAAAGAAGGUAGAGAGUUGGGUGGUUUUGGGUUUGAGGCCUGAAGAAAUGAAGGAGAAAGCAGAUUCCCCUGUUGGGGUUCUUGAGGACUACUUUCGAAGCUCAGAAUCCGACACAAGUUCUUCCAAAGAACCCACCGUAGAUUCUGAGGCUCAAGAUAAGUCAAAAUUUGCUUCUAAAUGGCGUGGAUUUCUGCAACAUCUGACGACCAGGUCUAAAAAAUCCUCACCUACCACCAUGCAUCCUCCUCUCAGUGUCCUCAAGCUGUCUAAGAGAAUGAGCAGAAGCAUGAGAGAGACUAUUUUUCCAAGUUCCCGCUUAGGUGCAGAUUCGUCUCUCCACAAUUCACCAUGGAAGAUCUUUACACACAGGGAAAUUCUACUCGCAACCAGUUCCUUCAGUCAAGAAAACCUUAUCGGGAAGGGUGGGUAUGCUGAAGUUUACAAAGGGUGCUUACCAGAUGGUCAGCUGGUGGCUAUUAAAAAGCUGACACGUGGAACCCAAGAUGAGAUUAUAAGCGACUUCUUAUCAGAACUGGGCAUAAUGGCGCAUGUUAAUCAUCCCAAUACUGCUAAGCUAGUUGGCUACGGCGUUGAAGGAGGCAUGCACCUUGUUCUUGAAUUCUCUGAAAAAGGAAGCUUAGCUUCAGUACUUCACGGUUCCAAGGAAAAUCUGCCAUGGUGCAUUCGGUAUGACAUUGCGUUAGGGACGGCCAAGGGUAUAUUGUAUCUCCACGAGGGCUGUCAAAGAAGAAUUAUCCACAGAGAUAUAAAGGCGGCAAAUAUCUUACUGACAGAGGAUUACGAGCCGCAGAUAUGUGAUUAUGGGCUAGCAAAAUGGCUGCCAGAGAACUGGACUCACCAUACCGUUUCAAAAUUCGAAGGAACCUUUGGUUAUCUUGCUCCUGAGUACUUGCUUCAUGGCAUAGUAGACGAGAAAACAGAUGUAUUUGCUUUUGGCGUUCUGCUGUUAGAAUUGGUCACUGGUAGGCGAGCCCUUGAUUAUUCACAACAAAGCCUUGUUUUGUGGGCAAAACCAUUGUUGAAAAAGAACAGGAUUAGGGAGCUGAUAGAUCCAUCACUAGGUGAUGCGUUCGAUACACGGCAGAUGAAUCUUGUGCUAUUGGUGGCUUCUUUGAGCAUACACCAGUCCUCAAUUCGCAGACCCUCCAUGAGACAGAUUGUGCAGCUUCUGAAUGGCAAUCUUAGCUGCUUUAAGAGCAUGAAGAAGAGUCGGUUGCCAUUUUUCCGAAAGCUCUUCCAGGAAGAGCUCCUUGAUUCUGAAUAGUGCAGAGGAACCAGGAAAGACAGACAUCUCAUGAUCCUUAUCUUCCCUUUUAGUUUUUCGUUUUUGGGAAAGAAAUCAGACUGCGCUGAAGCAGUUGAAAACUCUGCUCAGUACGUGAAGCACAAGGAAAGCAAGCUUUAGUCUUGCUUCUUGUGAGAAAUUUUUGUAGGGUUCAGAGAAAGGAUGUUGGAGAUAUUUCUUUCACCACCUUUUUUUUGAGCCAAACAAUGUUUUUUUUUAAAGACUAAUCUCACAUCAUAUGUAUAUAAUUAGAAUUUUUUUAGAAGAGAUCAAAUAUUGAGUUAUUUAAUUGAAAAAAAAUGCAUUCUUUU